Aspergillus pseudotamarii is the source of this 2742-nucleotide messenger RNA. RefSeq lists its product as uncharacterized. Gene Ontology annotation, cellular component: RNA polymerase I core factor complex. The record is from RefSeq and is a predicted model, not a curated record. The transcript has 2 exons. Gene Ontology annotation, biological process: transcription initiation at RNA polymerase I promoter; nucleolar large rRNA transcription by RNA polymerase I. Gene Ontology annotation, molecular function: RNA polymerase I general transcription initiation factor activity; TBP-class protein binding; RNA polymerase I core promoter sequence-specific DNA binding. The coding region runs from base 1 to 2742 and encodes 913 amino acids. Lineage: Eukaryota; Fungi; Ascomycota; Eurotiomycetes; Eurotiales; Aspergillaceae.
AUGGCAUCUGUUCCCUCAGCCUCUGCCUUCUCAUUGCCAAUUCCAUCAUGGCAACAACCUCAAAGUGCGCGCAUUGCCCGGUAUGAUACGAGGAAGCGUAGGAAAUGCUAUGAUGACUGGGGCACCGAGGAAGAUGCUUUUGAAGGCGAAACAACUGAUGCUGGAUCUGAAAUCGCACCUUCUGGAGCAUCAUUAAUUCUGUCACCAGAAGAAGCACAUCAAUAUCGCAUAGCCGGUUUAUCUUUCGACAGAGAACUACCAGGGGGCCAUUUCCCACAUGGUCCCGCCAAAGAUGAAACCGCUAGCAACCGGGGAAAGGAUAAUAUUAUGAAAGGAUUAUCAUCAUUGACACCACCGAUUUACCCACCGCAGUCUGCAGCCUACCAAGGCAAUCUUCGUCUGCAGCAUCUUGCUGUUCUCUCUUCUAUUUUGCAUCGUUGCCUUCUUGAUAGAGACUAUGUUCGUGCUGGAAGGGCCUGGGGCAUAAUCCUUCGUGAGGAAUUUCAAGGAAACCCGAUUGAUGUGCGCGCUGAAGGGAGAUGGGGUAUUGGGGCUGAAAUAUUGCUCCGUCGAGAUCGCCAACUAUCGGAAAUCGCCUCGGGGUCUGUGAGAGCUGUCAAAAAUGGCCAAAAAACGGAAAUCUCUAAGCUUUAUUUUACAAGAAAAGGUUUCGAGGCUGCCAAGCAAUACUAUGAGAGACUCGUGGUCCAGUAUCCAUUUCGGAAAACUGCUCCAGACUUCACUAGUUCUUUGCACUUUUACCCGGCCAUGUUCGGACUUUGGGUUUAUGUUACGCAAGAGGAGAGCAAUGCUGCUCGUCAAGAUAUCCGGAAUCGUCAGGAAGUUCCACCAAAAGAAGAGUCGGACGAUGCAGCAUCUGAUCUAGAGAGUUCUGAUGGCUCAAGUCAAGAAACGCAGAGCCUUGUCGCAGACAUCAGAGCAAUUGAGUUGCACGAAGCCCAGAAGAUUGCGACAAGAAUGGAUGAAGUUCUUGUCUCUCCCCCAUAUUCUGAUUCUCCUGACUUACUAGAACUUAGAGGCAUGAUUUCUCUUUGGAUUGGCGACCUUUUCAUGUCCUCUUUGGCCCAUCGCGUGGAGGAUACCGAUGGGUUUGAUGACAACAACUUGAUUCCAGGAGAAGACUUCCAAGACUCGAUUCAAGCCAGACGGGAGCAGAGACUUGCGGAUGAGAAGAGACAAUCUGAGGUUGAAAAGGCUCAAGGUUUCUUUGAAAAAGCGAAGCAGCAUUAUGUACAUUCAAAAGAAGCUGGUCAACACAGACCACCCAAGCUUGAUGUCUCCAAUCAAUCACGGCAGCAGAUAGCCGAACAGGCAAGGGUUGAAGUUCCGACACCAAAAUUGAUUGCGCCGACACCUCUGCCAAUCAAUAGACCAACUCAGUUUGAGCAGUACGGUGGCCCGCCUGCUCCUGGGGGGCCACAUGGACCAAACGAAAAUGGUGCGAAGAGGGACAUGUUUGACACAGAUGUGGAAGGUGUCGAUGACUCGACCAUUGCAGCGACGAGUGUUGCUGGUGUUGAGGAUCUUCCAUACCGAUUCUCUCCCGCCCCGAAUGCUCGACGGCAAGAUGCUGCUGCGAACACUCUGCACCAGUUCCAACAAACACGGCGCCCUUUUGACUCUCAAUGGUAUGACAGUUUGGGGGACAGAGCCUUGAAAACUGCCGGAUUCGACUCAGAUGAAAUCGACAAUGAAAGUCAGCUAACAUCAGUGGCGGGUGAUGAUGAGGCCUCCGAUGGAACCAACGAAUCGGUGGUUCCUAUCAGAAAACGCCUCAAUGAUGAGCCUCUGAGCAAACGUCUGCAGAACUUCUGGAAUGCCGGCCGAAAGACGUACUACCAACCGGAAAAUCAGGCUCAUGUGGAGUCAAAGAUCCCAACUUUCACCCGGUCAAUACAGGACGCUAAACGGACUAGUCAAGUCCUACCUGCCGCUGCACCUAGGAAAGUUACACUCCCUCCUAAUACGAGUGCAACCCCGAGGACAAGAUUCAGCCCGCCAAAGCCUACUCUUCUGGAACAAUUAGACUUGACCCCUACACGUCGCACCCCUGGUCCUCGGCCCCAACAAUCCCAGAGAAUUACGAGCAUUGAAACUUCAGACUCCGUGGAAAAUGUAGGCCUCGGGUUCUUUUCAAACAACUACGGCAGACGUGGUAGCAUGCAGUCAAUAACUGCUUUUGACGUGACAAAUAUCGAUGCCCUUAAUGACGAUGAUGACCCCAUCAAUGAUCCCUUCUCUAGACGUCUCUCAGUCCAGCGUAUUAGUCCGGAUCAACACAACCCGAAGAAGCGUCAUAUCGAACCUGACUAUCCGCCAGAUAUACUCUAUCAGAAGUCAUUUGCUGAGCUUCAAGCGGAGCCUUUUGACCAUAUUCCAGCAGCCGCCCCAUCAUCGAACGCAACCCAGGAAACGCAACCCGAUCCAGAAGACAAAAUCCCGUACCUCAUGAAUCUUUCCGAUGCCGAACGUCGCACUUAUUUCUCCAAUCUAUCAAUGGACGAAUGGGAGGAUUGCGGUGAUCAGUUAAUAGAUCAAUUCACUCAGAUGCUCACCAAGAUGAAGGACCUGCGUCAUGCUCGACGAAAAACGGCCGCUAUGUUCGAAGCCGAGAUCAAGAGAAGACACGAGAGUGUCGAGGAGCAAUCUUUUGAUCUUUCUAGAAAGCUAGAUGAAAUGAGGUCCGGUGGUGCUGAGGUACUACGUGGUCGCACUCCGUGA